Melopsittacus undulatus (budgerigar) is the source of this 3126-nucleotide messenger RNA. RefSeq names its product nei like DNA glycosylase 2 (gene NEIL2). The record is from RefSeq and is a predicted model, not a curated record. The coding region runs from base 1339 to 2319 and encodes 326 amino acids. NCBI's taxonomy places the organism in Eukaryota, Metazoa, Chordata, Aves, Psittaciformes, Psittaculidae. Gene Ontology annotation, molecular function: zinc ion binding; DNA N-glycosylase activity; damaged DNA binding. Gene Ontology annotation, biological process: base-excision repair. The transcript has 4 exons.
CUGAGCUUUAUUCCUGUAUCCCCUAAGGUGUGGGGUGAUUAUUCACAGGCCUGCUACAGUUUCACCCGGAAGGGGUAUGUAUUGUGCACAUGAAGGCUUAUACAGCCACACUGCCUUGCCUGCUCCUAUUGAGGGUAUGUCCACACCACACUGCAGUUCAUAACCCUGUUGAGGUGGCUACUGACUUAAAUGCCCCUUUUGGGGCUAAGAGCUUCUUGCUGUGGUGGGAGUGCAUGGCACUGAAGGCUUUGGUUCACAGUCACUGAGCUGACACAAGUGUGGGUCUGUAUCUGAGCUAGCCCAGACACUGGAGAAGCUGAAUGCUAGUGUAACAUGGGAAUGCCCCCUCUGAUGAGGGACCAUGCACAAGAUUGCUGUUGAUUUUCACAUCAAGCUAAGAGCUGUGCCUGGUAACACAGAGCCUUGUGGCUAGGUUAGAAGCUGAGCCUCCGGUCAGUGCUGGUACCUGGAAUUAGUCUGCAGAGGAAACUGGCACUGUGGGAUGAAAGCCAAACUGUGCUUUCUUUGUCCUAGAGCCUUGUACACCCAAUCCUGGCAGAAGUCCCCACUGCAAGCAAAUGUGGCUGGGAUUUCAUGCCAGAAAUAACUCCUUAUAUAUUGUGAGUUCCUGGAGGGACUUACAGGAUGCUGUAGGAUGGCACUGCUUCACCUCCCUCUCAUACAGCAUCUUCUGAUCCCAAAUGCUACUGGUAGAGCAUAUAAAUGCUCCCGAGCCCCCUGUGCUGUUGCAGUCAGUGGGGUGAGCAGCUGGUAAAGUAAGCGAAGCAGAUGAACUAAUUCCAGUGCUGAUCAGGGAGCAGCACUUGACAUGGUGGCAUGGAAAGGACAGUGCACUGGCCUGUUCUGAUUUGUUAAUACCUAUACAAGGUUGUGUUCCCCCUUUGUCCUGGAACAUCACAGCUUUAACUGUUAGAGGUAGGUGAGCUCUCAUUUCUGGUGAGGAGAGAGAUGCUAAACAGUCUAGUUUAAAGUUCUCUGACUCCAGGGGAACCUGUGGUAGGAAAGAACUUGUGGAGAACCCCAGGCCAAAUGCCAGUUUAUGAAGCAAACAGCACCAUUAGAGCAGGUUGCUCAGGGCCUUAUUUGAUUGAAUUAAGAAUAUCCCCAGGGGUGGAAAUUCCCCAAUAUCCCUGGGCCUGAAAUAAACCUGUUUCUCUUCUUUGACUUUGGCACAGUGUCUAGAGAAGGAAGGUGGGGGUGAGGAAACUGUGGCAAGCUCAGCCUCUGAGUGGUUUUGUGUACUUGUGAGGUGCAAUUUUCCUUCAAGUCUAGGGCACUCAGUGUGAAAAAGACCUGCUAUUCCCUCAACUGCUUGAGAUGCCAGAGGGCCCAUCCGUGAGGAAGUUCCAGCUGCUGACUUCCCCUUUUGUGGGACAAGUGGUGGUCAAGGUGGGGGGAAGCAGCAGGAAGAUCAAUGUGAAUGACCUGAAUGCGCUGAGGCUCCAGGAGUCCCAGGUUCAUGGGAAGAACUUGUACCUGGCAUUUGUGGCAGCUGGAGAGUCCUUAGGACCAGCUGCAGAAGAGACAGUGGUGCAGGGAGAGGCUGCGAGCACGGCAAGUCCUGCUCAGGGAGGGCAGGGACAGGUUUGUGUUCCACAGACACAUCCCCAGGAGGAGGAGCUGCAGGAACCUCAGCACUCAGGUUCUGAAGCACCAGAAGCAGCAGAGGGUCCAGGCAACUGGCUGUGCUUCCACUUCAGCUUGUUUGGCAGCGUUCGGGCAAAUGAGUUCUCAAGGGCAAACAAAGCCAAUAAGAGGGGGGACUGGAAGGAUCCUGCACCCAGGCUGGUUCUGUACUUCAAGAGUGGAGGCUUCCUUGUUUUCUACAACUGCCGAAUGUACUGGUGCUCCUCUCCAAGGGCUGAUCCUGCUUCUGACAUCCUGUCUGGGGAGUUCCACCGUGGCCAGGCACUGGAUGCCCUACGCACACCCAAUCCCAUCUGCUACACACUCUUAGACCAAAGAUAUUUUUCAGGGCUGGGGAACAUCAUGAAGAAUGAGAUCUUGUACCUGGCGAAGAUCCAUCCAUUAACACAAGGCACUUUCUUGGCCCUCUUGGAUCUGGAACGUCUGAUUGACUGUGUCAUUCAGUUCAGCUCUGACUGGCUGCAUGACAAGCUGCACGGAAAAAAGCUGCACCUUCAGAUAUAUCAGAAGGAGCACUGUCCUCUUGGGCAUGCAGUGAUGAAGGAAACUCUUGGACCAUCAGGUGGCUGGAAAAGACUUACAUGGUGGUGUCCUCAGUGCCAGCCUGCAGUGCUAUCAGGUAAUGGGGAUCCUUCCCCAGGCACAGAGUAACCUGCCCUUGUGUUUCUCCUUUCCUGGAGGGUGUCUCUUGGUUGUCCUGGGAAGGUCUUCAUAGUUUCUUUGAGACUGUUGAGUUUGCUUUUCAAGGAUAGAGAGCUGGCAGAGUUGAGUGCUCAGUGGAGGUUACAGGAAUCAAUCUGUGCCUCUGGAUGCAAAAAGGAAAACAGUUGCACGUGUCUGGGUUUUUGUUACAGUGACACAACAGUGUGAACAGAAAUGUUUUGGUCACUCUGGACUACAGUGAAUGGAAAGCAUAGGAGGUCAAGCAGGUGAUUCCUGGGAUCUCAACAGCUCCUACCCCUUGGCCCUGCUGUGGGUGCAGUGGCUUAUGGUGGAGUUGGUGGAAAGGAGCAUAUCCCUCUGCCUAAACAACUUGAUUAACUUGGUGGUGGGUAAUCCUGCCUCUGUGCCUGUGUGCUGGGGUGUGGUUAGGUGUAAUUAGAUGUGACUGUUCCCUCUCUCAGUUUUUGCAUGAACAGCUGCCUCCAUCCCAUGGGAGAAAAUAAACCUCAGCAGUGCUUAAUGGAGUCAUCUCUGCCCCUGCAGGUUUUAGUUCUGCGGCAAACUGCCAGUUCACUUAAAAAUAAAUAAUUAAACAUGCUGUGCUUGUGACAGGGAUUGCAUAAACCUCAUUGCCUCCAAAAUAGCUUGAAAGCAGAAAGGUUUGGAAGUAGGGAUGGUGUGAUCCCUCCUUUGUUGGGCUGUGUAUCUGUCUGUGGAGUAGGCAGGAGCUGUUGCUGUUCACUCUCUCAGUAUUUGGGUUUAUUUUGACACUAGGUUGCUGACUCGAAGAAUAAA